AUGCUUAUCAACCGCGGGAUGUUAGGGACCUUGUUUAGAGCAUCUCAGUUCUUGAGCGAGGAGCUGCCAAUAAGACUGGCACACCGCGUGAGAGAACUGAAUAAUCUACCAGAUGGAUUAAGUGAAAUGCCUUCUAUCCAGAAAGUUGCGAACUGGUAUGCUCAGUCAUUCGAGGAAAUCACAAACCUUCCGAGACCUUCACUGUCGGCAGACAUUAAGAAUGCCCUGACAAGAGGGACCCGAGGGGCCCCACUUCAAUUGUCUAUGGCUACCGAGAACCCUUCGAUCACGAAGGGAAUGUAUACGAGUUCUCCCGUGUACGGGAGCGUGAACAACGGCGCUAGGAAGGUCGCCGCUGCUGGCCGGUAUGUACCCGAUACCACAAGUAAACUGCAGGGGUUGCAAGCAGGAAGCAGUGGUAGCCAGCGUCCACAGGAUGUUGACGAUGAGAACAGCCGCUAUUAUGCCACCAUCGACGAAGGCGUGAGAUGGCCGCCCGAGAUCCUUGACUACAACAAGAAAUUCACCCAAACUCUUAAAACGAUUAAGAAGAGACACGACCCGGUUCUGACAACCGUUGCACUGGGUAUUAAUGAGUACAAGAGGCGGCGCCAGAGAACUGGCAUUGAUGAAUCCAUCCAGGCUUUUUUGGAUAGGUUCUACAUGUCCCGUAUCGGCAUCCGUAUGCUGAUCGGUCAACAUGUCGCCCUUAACGAACAGCCUCGUGAGCUAGACCAUGUCGGCAUUAUUUGCACGAAAACCAACGUUAAGGAGUUGGCGGAAGAAGCAAUUAGCAAUGCCAGGUUCACUUGCGAGAGCUUUUACGGCCUUUAUUCGGCUCCACAAGUUCAGCUCGUAUGCAAGGAUGACCUGAACUUCAUGUAUGUCCCGGGUCAUUUGUCUCACAUGUUGUUCGAGACCUUGAAAAAUAGUCUUCGUGCCGUUGUGGAGACGCACGGCCAAGACAAUGAUGACUUCCCCGCUGUUAAGCUUAUUGUUGCUGAAGGCAAGGAAGAUAUUACCAUCAAGAUCUCCGAUGAGGGUGGCGGUAUCCCAAGAAGCGCCAUCCCCUUGGUGUGGACUUAUAUGUACACCACUGUGGACAAGACCCCGGAUAUUGAUCCGGACUUUGACAAGACCGAUUUCCAAGCCCCACUUGCGGGUUUCGGCUAUGGGUUGCCAAUUUCGAGACUCUACGCGAGGUACUUUGGCGGUGACCUCAAACUGAUCAGUAUGGAAGGAUACGGUACUGAUGUCUAUCUCCACCUUAACCGUCUGAGCACCUCCUCCGAGCCACUUAACUAA
Molecule: messenger RNA, 1305 nt
Organism: Orbilia oligospora ATCC 24927
Lineage: Eukaryota; Fungi; Ascomycota; Orbiliomycetes; Orbiliales; Orbiliaceae
Exons: 4
Coding region: 1-1305 (434 amino acids)
Biological process (GO): regulation of glucose metabolic process; protein phosphorylation
Cellular component (GO): mitochondrion
Molecular function (GO): pyruvate dehydrogenase (acetyl-transferring) kinase activity
Source: RefSeq, a predicted model, not a curated record